AUGGCCGUUCCAUACCCCCAAGGAGAAUGCUUCUUCAAAAAAAGUGCGUUGCAAUCAGCAGUGGAAGGACGCUUCAACGCGGAAAAUCCUCUUCACUUCUACAGCAACUUGAUGGUGGAAGUGAUUUGGAACAGGGAGUCUCACCAUGGCCCUAACGAGGCCAAGAUCCCAACAGGCCAUCCUCAUAGACGGUCCGACUACAAGAUUGUCUAUGGUGAUGCUGGAUGGCAAACAGAGUAUGGGGUUUGGACUCACCUCCCUUUUUCCUAUGGACAAUAUAACCAUCCCACCAGGCGUGUCCAGCAUGAACUCUGCACCUGGGGGUACAGAUUUAAGAAGAGAGAGUGGGGUGACGCAUACGAAUCGUGGUUCAUGUUCAUUCCGAUGCCGACUAGAAAGGAAGAAUGGGUCUUUAUUGACCGCCUGGCCUACAUUCGUGCCAUCUAUAUCCCAGUGGCCCAUCAGGCUAGCGAGAAAUGUCCCGAUCUUUGUACAUAUGUUCAUGUGAGGUUCAACAGCUUGAACGAAGUUGAACUUGAGUAUCACAAGGACAAGACUCCAAACAAAAUGGCCUUUCUAUACGACUUCGAAGAGGGCGAAGUAUCUACAGCGAAGCUGAAGUUCGAUACAACACUAGGUCUUGUCCCUGAUAAGACAAAGGCGCUCGGCCUGAAUAUCUCUAAGUUGGUCACCACCCUUUUGGUCCCGCGUGGCCAACGAAAACAUGAUGCAUUCGGCUCAGGGGGGAUUAUUCAGGUUGAUUCCAGCUUGAUUCCUCUCGUGCGUGUACAGCAGAAUUUGACUAGCGGGAGCAUGGUCGACUGGAAAAAUGUGGCCAGCAAGAACCAGGGUCUUACCAUUGAAUGGGGCAAGUGCAACUCUAAAGGUCCCUGGUUCGUUACCUGGUUCAAGGAUUCUAUGACGUUUGCGAUCGGAUGGAUCCCACUUAUCGGUCCAUUCCUGUCGAUUGGAUGGGUAGUAGCGUUCACUGCAAUCCAAGAUCCCGACGGCUUGAUGGACCAAUUACGGGCGAGUAUACCAUCUAUC
Eremomyces bilateralis CBS 781.70 is the source of this 1047-nucleotide messenger RNA. RefSeq lists its product as uncharacterized. The annotation marks the transcript as partial. The transcript is spliced from 3 exons. Lineage: Eukaryota; Fungi; Ascomycota; Dothideomycetes; Eremomycetales; Eremomycetaceae. The record is from RefSeq and is a predicted model, not a curated record.